AGGGACGUUCAGCAGCAGCUGGGAGCUAUUUGACCACGUGACUGGAGAGAUGUUUCUGUCGCUGUAAGCAGCCAUCAUUUCACCCAAUACAAGCCUAUGCUAAAAGACAGAGAGGAGAUAUAGUCAUGAAUUUGCACGGGAAUACCGACUGAAAGAAACAUACUUGAGCCACUCCUUCGCCUAUGGUUUAUUUUCCGGUGAGCUUAACUAGCAGCUGCUUUGACCUGGUUUCCCAGCAGUCACUGGCAUAAAAACAGCAGCCUUGGCCUGCUUAUUUGCGGAGGGGCAUAGGUGAAGGAGUGGACCCUGACUGCCUUCUUUCUGUUAUUUGCUCUCUUUUGUGACGAGGGGGGAGUAAGGUGCUAAUAAGACCACCCAGAGCAUGGGGCAGAAGGUUCCGGGAGGCAUAAAGACUGUGGACAUGCGGGACCCAGCGUUUCGGCCUCUCAAGCUAGAGCUGCAGGCCCUGGACUACACCAAGCCCUCCCGCCUGGAUUUGUUGUUAGACAUGCCAUCAGCCUCACAGGAAGUCCAAGUUCAGCACUCGUGGAACAACGACGACCGGUCAUUAAACAUCUUUGUUAAAGAGGACAAUAAACUCAUAUUUCACCGGCACCCGGUAGCGCAGAGCACAGAUGCUAUCCGGGGCCAAGUGGGAUACACACGGGGACUGCAUGUGUGGGAGAUCAGCUGGGCCAUGCGCCAGCGGGGCACCCAUGCAGUUGUUGGGGUGGCGACGGGUGAAGCCCCGCUGCACUCUGUAGGAUACACUGCACUUGUAGGCAACAAUAACGAGUCCUGGGGCUGGGACCUGGGGCGUAACAAACUCUAUCACGAUGGCAAGAACCAGCCCAGUAGGACAUAUCCAGCUUUUCUUGAGCCUGAUGAAACCUUUAUUGUCCCAGACUCGUUUUUGGUUGUCCUGGACAUGGAUGAGGGGACUUUAAGUUUUAUUGUCGACGGACAGUAUUUAGGGGUUGCUUUCAGAGGACUCAAAGGAAAGAAGCUAUACCCUGUAGUGAGUGCCGUGUGGGGACACUGUGAAAUCCGAAUUCGGUACAUCAAUGGACUUGAUCCUGAACCUCUGCCAUUAAUGGACCUCUGUAGGCGCUCAGUCCGGGUCGCGUUGGGAAGAGAGCGACUGAGUGAAAUCCAUGGACUGCCCUUACCUGCUUCCCUUAAGAACUACUUACUCUACCAAUGUUGAUAUUAGUGCCUUUCCAACCAUUCAAGGCAUAGUGUCCGCCUCUGUUACUCUCUGGGAUUAAUCAUCUUUCUGGCAAGCCUGUUUCAUUACAUCUUCGUUUUGGUUUCGGUGCCAUUCUUGGUCACUGGGUAUGGUACCAACAAUAAUUUUUACAAAUAGGUCUGAGGAUGUAUCAUGCUCGAUACUUUCAGGAUCAUGUGUGUUGUUUUUUCUUGUUACUUCACUCGUAUACUGGAAAUCCAACUGAAGGCUUUUGCCAGAAUCUAAUGGCAGAUACAAAAACAAGAACCUUUUCCUCUCUAAUCAUGGCUUAGUUCCUUUUUAUAAUUUUUUUUUUUUAAUGAAAUGUCGGCAUACAUUUAAGCUUUCUUGUAUCAUGCCAUUAACUUGAGGGUCCAUAUAGCGACUCUUUGCGGGCAAUGCAAAAUACAAUACCUUCUCAAAACCUUUAGGCUUAACAACCAGCAAGUUUUUAUGUUGAUAGACUUUUUUUUUUAUAU
Messenger RNA from Carassius auratus (goldfish), 1707 nucleotides. RefSeq names its product splA/ryanodine receptor domain and SOCS box containing 1 (gene spsb1). Bases 383 to 1207 code for a protein of 274 amino acids. Gene Ontology annotation, biological process: proteasome-mediated ubiquitin-dependent protein catabolic process. NCBI's taxonomy places the organism in Eukaryota, Metazoa, Chordata, Actinopteri, Cypriniformes, Cyprinidae. The record is from RefSeq and is a predicted model, not a curated record. The transcript is spliced from 3 exons. Gene Ontology annotation, cellular component: SCF ubiquitin ligase complex. Gene Ontology annotation, molecular function: protein binding.